Molecule: messenger RNA, 2133 nt
Organism: Meleagris gallopavo (turkey)
Lineage: Eukaryota; Metazoa; Chordata; Aves; Galliformes; Phasianidae
Source: RefSeq, a predicted model, not a curated record
AUGGAGGUGGCGAGGCUGGCUGCUGCUUCUUCCUCCCUACCGUUUGUGUGUGCAGUGUAUGCAGCAACAGAAAAGGAAUCAAAAAGUCAGGUGGUGAAGCCAAACCAGCUUCCAAUUUACUGCUCGCCACCUCUGAAGUCAAAAUACAUUGAAGAACAGCCUGGUCGCUUGCAGAAGCAAUUCUCUUCAAUAAGACAGACAACUGGCCGCUAUAUUGGAUGGUGUAAGGAUGCUUUUUUCUUUGCUAAAAAUGGAAUAGUGGAUUCAAUUCAGUUUGGUAAAGAUGCUUAUGUUUACCUGAAGAAUCCACCACCAGAAUUUCUUCCCAGAGUCGGCAUAAUUACAAUAUCAGGCUUAGCUGGUGCAGUGCUGGCAAGAAAAGAUUCUAGAUUUAAGAAAAUUGCUUAUCCCUUGGGACUUACUACUUUAGGAAUUUCAGUUUGUUACCCAGCUCAGGCAGUAGUAAUUGCUAAGGUAACAGGGAAAAAGGUAAUUUCUGCAAGCCAUCAAGCCUACGAGGCUGUACGAUCUCUAUGGGCAAAGAAGGAAGAUGCCUCCAAGCUGCAGCAAGAGUCAAAAUCAGUUACAAAAGAAGAUAAGAAAAAUAAAGAAAUAUCUAAGAUACAUCUUGAAUCUGCUAUUGAAUCACAAUCGUCUAACAGAACAGAAUCUUCUCCUAUAGAGUCUUGGAGUACUAAAGAUCCACUACCUUCGUCAGGAACAGUGAAGACGACAAAGUUUAAACCUGACCCAAAACUUAUGGACCAUGGUCAGUCCAGCCCAGAAGAUGUGGAUAUGUACAGUACAAGAAGCUAAGACGUCUGAUUACAAAUCUUUGCAAAGUAUUACAGAUAAGGGGGAGGGAAGAAGGGAAGGAAUAAGCCUUGUGAUUCGUACUGUGUGAGGUGUAACUUAAUCAGGUAUUUUCUUAUAUUCCAAACUGUAUUACUGAUUUAUACGAUGCUGUUCAAUGAAUAUUUGUUUCUCACUACUUACGAACAGUGAGAAUUCACUCAUAUUCAGUGUCAUGCUGUGACACUGAGAAAAUGGGAUCUGUGUGUGUGUCUUCUCACAAUGAAGUUCCUCUGUGCCAAACUUGUUACUAAAUGUCAUUUCACUAAAGGUAUUUGAAAAGGUGAACAUCUAUAUUUCAGCUCAAAUGUUCUCUGAUAGAAAAAGAGGAAUGUCAUGGAUAGGGUUAGAGAGGCUUCUUUGUUUUUCACUUGAAGCUCUAGGACAAAGAGCAACUCUUACUGGUCUGAGUGCCCUUAAUUGAUUAUUUUAUCAUAUGAGUAGCAUUAUCCCUAAUGCUUACAUAAACAAAUCACUUUUUCAUUGCAGAGUCAUUUGUUGUUGUUUGCCUCUUUCACAGAUGUGAAUGGAAACUGAACUUCUUGUGCAUUCUUGUUUUGUAUUUAAAUGUCACUUAUGCUGGGAAACAACUGAUCUUUAAAAUAUCCAUGAUAGACUAUGCAUUGGUUUUAACAUACUUCUGGUAACUUGAACUGUAUGCAAAUUGCUGAAUCCAUGAAGCUGAUACUGUUUGAUUUAUAUAGAAUGAAUAAGCAAUGUUUAGAAAAGAGCUUGAAGGUUUAAAGUAAGAAAUGCAUAGAUGGUUGAAAGUGCUGAUAAAUAUCUAAAAAUGCCAAAGUAAUGAACAGAACAAAAAGUGAGAAUACUGCUACGCAAACAGAUAGUUUGAUUUGAUGUCUUAGAGCUGAAAAGAAACACUUUCACAUGAAUGUUUUUUCAGCAGUGGGAUAUGAAAGGAUAUUUGCCACUGUUCUACAUAAGAAUAGAUUCCACUACCUGAUUCCUUCUUAUGAAGCUCCCACUUCAAAGUCAGAUGACCUUAAUACAGGCAAUCUGUACUCCUAGUGUCACUGUAGGGCUAACAGAACUAAUAAGGAGAUACUGCACAAUGGUGCAUGCUCAAAGCAUAAAUGCUUAAUGAACAAAUACACCAAGUAAGGCUUUUGUUGGUUCAGAAACAGAUGUAUUGAUAUUCUGCAAUCCAGAUUUCAGGUGAAGAUUUCAGCCUGAAUGGAGUCCAAUACAAAGUAAAGUCAGUAAAUAAAUGAGGUUUAAAGAAAAAUAAUUCUAUUAAUUAAACUUGCUUGGGAUGAAUUAGAA